AUGCACGAGUUGACGUGCCAAGAUACCAUAGCUUCUUCUUGGGCUUUUUCUUUACCAUGCACUUUCUGGAAGCGAGGAACAGUGUGGGGGGUGAGGCGCACGGUGCCCUUUCGGGAUGCGCUGCUUACCCUUCUACUUCUGGUCUCCUUCAUGCAGGUCACUAUCACAGCGGCACAGAAAAUAAAUGUCACAGUCCUCGAAGUCCUGAAUACGGAGAAUCCACGUUAUACAGAAACCGUGAAGGCAUACAGACACGGCUUCCUUGCCUCUCUAUGGCACCGAAACCACACCGGUCGGACAGCGGAUGUGAAUGUUGUUCACAAGGUUGUUACCGAAGGCAAUAUUGCUGCAACGAUCGAAGACGUUUUGAAUCAACAUAAUGACCUCUUAACGAUGGUUGGACCGGUGUCUUCGCCACUGUUAUUGGCUGCCAGGGAGACCCUCCAGAAACAUAAUAUUGUUGCGUUCGCACCGCUUAUUGAUGAUUUGUCCGUGCGAUUCUGGGACAAACACUUCUAUUUCCUAAUGGGAGACAUGAAUGUCGCUGUGUAUACCCUGAUGCGCUACGCCAUGGCUUACUUGCGUGUGCUGCGCGUGGGCUUUAUGUACAUGACAGGUGUAGUUUAUGGCGAACAUGAGUACAAGCUUGCUGAGAAACUGAUGGCUGACACAGGCCGCAGUAUUGGCGGCGUGUUUUGUCUGGAUGGCUUGCGAGGUUUCACCUCGAGCGAUGCAGAAUUCCAGGAGGAAUGGGAGAAGUUUGUGGAAACCCGUCCACAAGCUGUUCUUGUCAUGGGUACUGCAACAGAAACCACUAAGUCUUUCAUCAGAAUGCUGUUCACGGACAACCGUACAAGUGAAAUAUACGUGAUGGCACCGGCAAGACUACAGGAACUACUACUCUCAGUCUGGCGAGAUGUUGAGGCAACGGGUACUCCCGUUCAGCCUGGGAGGGUUUUCACGACAGGGUCAAACCCAUUAGCGAGUGACACCAGCUACAAAUGCAUCAAGAGAUUUCAGGAGGUAAUGGGACUCUACCUGAAAAACAGUGGUCAGUCAGAAUACCAGGAUGACCUACAGCACCUCCACGACGUAACAAGUGGUGAAAUGAUGGUUGCUGGCUGGAUGGCUGGCGAAGUGUUUAUGCAGACUCUUGAUUCCUAUGAUUCAUCACGUGAUCGCGAUUGGUAUGUCACGUCACUUUUUGCCCAGCGUCGCUACUUGGUUGACGACUUUGUCAUUGGUGACUUUGGAGACACCAUUGAUCCCGUUGCUGCUGCGCAGGGUGCCAUGUCCGAGUGCAAUCAGGGAGGCAACCUCAUUUAUCUGAAGGAGUUCGAAAACUCCUCUCUGGCCAAAACUCUGCCGGAAGGACAGUACACAAGCAAGCUGACGGAUUGUUAUCCAAGCUAUGUUAUGCACGAUCCUGCACUUGCUGUGACGUUUCUCCUUACUGACUUUGAUAAUUCUGGGUUGUACGUGGCAGAGCAGAUCUUGGCUGGUUUGGAGGGUGCUAUUGACCCUAAUGCUAACCACCUUUACAAUCUAAAGAUUCUCCCGGCGUUGAUUGCUGAAACAGGGAAUAGGCUAGAGCUGGAACAGCAGACAUCACCUACUGACAUUGUGGUGGGGCUUGUAACUGAUGAGAUGUUGAGUGCACCAGAGGUCGUGUUCAUAGAUCCCAUUUUUUUUAAUUCGCGCCUGAAUUCCUUCAUACGGAAUGUGAUUCUGCUUGGACCGACAACUGAGCAGCAGGUGUACGUACUGGCCCAGUACCUUGCCAGCACAAGCGAUCCCUCUGGUAAUGCUGUGGUGCGCGGUAGUAUGGCUGAGGCCACCUUGGACGUUGUGCGCCGCUCCUUCGUAACGUUUGGCGUCUCUCUACGUUCUGGUGCGACGCUGGGAGCAGAUGAAUCCCUAGAGGGUAAACUGUCGGCAAGCGGCCUUACGCUUGCAAUCGAGAUUCUGGAACAGGACAUUGAGGUCAUGGCAAGGCACCUGGAGAAGAAUAAGGACGCUCGCCUGGCGGUGCUCUUUUCGCCGUUCGCCGUCUUCUACCCCCAGUUUUUGCGUUUCUUCUCCGGGAAAGAGAUUGCGGAGAGAAUGCUGAUUACUACGAGUUUGCCUCACUGGGCAGACCCGAAAGCAUCGAUUAUGGUGUCGCGGUACCACGAGGUGUUCAAAGAUAGUGCGCAGUGGUCACCGCUCUCCCUGAGCACCUUUGUCAGCACCAGCACAACACAAUCUAUCGCGCAGGGGUUGGAUAUUGUCGACUCGACCACCAUUGCGAACUAUUUCUACUCUAGGGUAAUGGUGACAGUGGAUGACAUGAUGUACGGCCCCUAUACGGAUGGAAACAGCACCACAUGUACUGGUAGUGAGGCUACAGGAUCUGGUUGUGGGAGGAACUACGGUGCCACGUCAAUCUCUGUGUGGCCACUGACUCGUGCCUUUGAUUCCUCUGUGCCACCGCUGAUGGAGGGUAUUACGCCCUCCAUGAUAUACCGGGAGCCCGAGAUCAAGGGACUGACGAAACGACAAAUUAUUGGAAUUGCUGUUGGGGCUGUAUUUGUGUUUCUACUGAUUCCCGCUCUGCUUAUGUUUGUUUUCUGUCGCCUCCGCAACAGUCGCGACAACGAGAAUGCGCCUAAGGAGCCGACGGACCCUGUGACACUGGUGUUCACUGACAUUGAGAGCAGCACGGCGCUGUGGGCUGCGUGUCCGGAGAUCAUGCCCGACGCUGUGGCGACGCACCACCGCCUGAUCCGUGCGCUGAUUGCAAAGUACCGCUGCUACGAGGUGAAGACGAUUGGUGAUUCGUUCAUGAUUGCGUGCAGGAGUGUGUUUGCGGCUGUGCAGCUUGCGCGUGAGCUGCAGCAGUCGUUUCUGCAGUAUGACUGGGGUACGAGUGCCAUUGAAGCCGCGUACCAUGUGUUCGAGGAGGGGAAGGCAGAGGAGGACGAUGAGUACGUGCCGCCGACUGCACGCCUCGACGCUGCUGUGUACGGGCAGUACUGGAAUGGUCUGCGUGUUCGUGUUGGGAUGCACACCGGGCUUGCUGACAUCCAGCACGACGAGGUGACGAAGGGGUACGACUACUACGGCAGCACGUCGAACAUGGCUGCACGCACGGAGAGCGUUGCGAACGGCGGGCAGGUGCUGCUGACGCGGGCGACGUACAUGGCGCUGAGCACAGCUGAGCGUGAGCAGCUGGACGUGACUGCGCUGGGCCCUGUGGCGCUGCGUGGCGUGCCGAAGCCUGUGGAGAUGUACCAGCUGGACGCAGUGCCCGGCCGCACCUUCGCUGCACUGCGGCUUGACAAUGUUAAUGAGGAACUGCUGGGUGACACAUCAACAAGUGAUGGUUGUUCUUCCGAACCGUUGAAGGGUGAGGUGCCAAAUCCCGCUAUUGAAGCUCUCACCAAUCUGCUAACUAUAAUAUUCAGUCCGUUUCCAUUGAAUCAACGAGCAAAAGCCAUGCAACCACUGCUACAGCGAUGGAACGUGAAUAUCGCAUCUAAACCUGCCAGCAUGUCUCAUGAAGACUACUGCCGUGACCUUACAGAUAAAUUGGGACUAAAGUUGUGCCGUGUUAUUGAUCGCAGGGCUCAAGUGUUGACUGAGAGUUCGCACGGUGCCGGUGGCACUUCGGAAGCGGGACGUGGAAGCCUUUCCCACAGUCUUGUUGAUCGACUUUUGGGACGAAAUUCUAUCGUUAGCUUUUCAGAAGCGCGCCGAUCAUUGGCUGUAUUGUAUGCACCUGUGGAGGUAACAGAUAUGAGCGGGAGCGAUUCGAACGUGACUAUUGAGGUGCGUAAGUCACUCCCAACUUCCAGGGUUGGAAUGUAA
Molecule: messenger RNA, 3849 nt
Organism: Trypanosoma theileri
Lineage: Eukaryota; Euglenozoa; Kinetoplastea; Trypanosomatida; Trypanosomatidae
Product: receptor-type adenylate cyclase
Exons: 1
Coding region: 1-3849 (1282 amino acids)
Biological process (GO): cyclic nucleotide biosynthetic process; intracellular signal transduction
Source: RefSeq, a predicted model, not a curated record